Molecule: messenger RNA, 1476 nt
Organism: Aspergillus puulaauensis
Lineage: Eukaryota; Fungi; Ascomycota; Eurotiomycetes; Eurotiales; Aspergillaceae
Product: alpha-mannosyltransferase
Exons: 1
Coding region: 1-1476 (491 amino acids)
Biological process (GO): mannan biosynthetic process
Cellular component (GO): Golgi apparatus
Molecular function (GO): alpha-1,2-mannosyltransferase activity
Source: RefSeq, a predicted model, not a curated record
AUGCCCGUUAUCCGCCGCAGUCGGCUGAGGACGGUCCUGUCCACGGUCGCUGCGUUGUUCCUUGUUGCCACUGUCUUCAAGAUCAAUUGGACCCCAGCGCCUGCCUCGGUGGUGGUUCCUAACACCGCCUUCGAAGUGCCUCUACCCGAACGCCAAAAUGUGUUUUGGAAGGCCUUCAAGCCGAUAAUAGAAGCGCACUCACCGAAUAGUCCGUCUCCCCAGCACGAGCAGGACGUUGAAGCUGUUCACUUCAAUGUGACCACCGCCGAAAUCCGACCUGACUUGACGUUCAUGCUCGACCACAACGUGGUAGCGAUGCAGGAAGCACAUGCACAUUUCUUGGAUGAUAUCGCAGAUAUGAAGAAGGUUCGUCCAGUCCAUGCUCCUGGUACCCGCGGUAUAGUCUCCACUGCCGGUGGUCAGUACCUUCCUGUCUUCCUUGCGACCCUGCGGAUGCUACGACGUACCGGAUCGGAACUCCCGGUGGAGGUUUAUAUGAAAGAUGCCAGCGAGCAUGAGAAGAGUAUCUGCGAUGAGGUCCUCCCGAAGCUGAAUGCUCGGUGCCUUAUACUUGCCGAAGUGAUGAAGAAGGACUUCAUAGAGCACUACCAGCUCAAGGUUUUCGCGGUGCUUUUGUCCUCUUUCGAGGAGGUGAUUUGGAUGGACGCGGACUGCUUUCCCCUCCAGAAGCCUGAGCUGCUUCUUGAUUCGGAGACGUUCAAAUCGACGGGCUUGAUUACCUGGCCUGAUUUUUGGCAAACAACAGUAUCCCCUCUCUACUUCCGAAUCUCGAAACAGGAGGAACCCCCGAUGAACGCACGGCAGGCAACCGAGGCCGGUGCUUUCGUUAUUUCCAAAAAGUCUCAUUUGCGGACACUGUUGCUGUCUGCCUAUUAUAACUACUACGGCCCAUCCCACUAUUUCCGGCUGUUAUCGCAAGGUGCACCGGGUGAGGGAGACAAGGAAACCUUCCUCCAAGCUGCCUCCGCUCUUGGCGAACCCUUUUAUGCUGUCAGCGAGAGGGUCCAGGCGAUUGGCCAUCCCGCACCGGGUGGGAUGUCUGGGUCCGCCAUGGCCCAGUCCGAUCCAAUCCAAGACCACGACUUGGUUAGCAAGGGACUACUACGGGUCGUUGACCCUAGCGUGGCCGAGGCACCAAGGAUAUUUUUCAUCCACGCCAAUUAUCCCAAAUUCAACCCCGGGGGGAAUGUCUGGGGAACGGAGUUUGAGACCGCCCCGACAGUUCGCCCUGACGGGACACUGGGCCGGGCAUGGAUUUUCCCAGAAGAUGCCGUUCAGCGAUUUGGAUAUGAUGCCGAGAAGGCAUACUGGGAGGAGCUCAAAUUCAUCAGCUGCGACCCUGGAAUUGAAUUCCAGACAUGGGUGUCCAAGGUUGAGACUUGCCGCAAGGUCGAGCAGUACUGGGGAGAAGUCUUUGCAGAACCGCAUGAGGACGACUUUCAAUGGAGUGCGUGA